Molecule: messenger RNA, 1062 nt
Organism: Diaporthe citri
Lineage: Eukaryota; Fungi; Ascomycota; Sordariomycetes; Diaporthales; Diaporthaceae
Exons: 4
Coding region: 1-1062 (353 amino acids)
Biological process (GO): G protein-coupled receptor signaling pathway
Cellular component (GO): heterotrimeric G-protein complex
Molecular function (GO): G protein-coupled receptor binding; GTP binding; G-protein beta/gamma-subunit complex binding
Source: RefSeq, a predicted model, not a curated record
AUGGGUUGCGGCAUGAGCACGGAGGAGAAGGAGGGCAAGGCCCGGAACGAGGAGAUUGAGAACCAGCUGAAGCGCGACCGGAUGCAACAACGAAAUGAGAUCAAGAUGCUACUUCUGGGUGCUGGUGAAUCCGGAAAGUCGACCAUUCUCAAGCAAAUGAAGCUCAUCCACGAGGGUGGCUACUCCCGCGACGAACGAGAGUCUUUCAAGGAAAUCAUCUUCAGCAACACGGUGCAGUCUAUGCGCGUCAUCUUGGAGGCCAUGGAGUCCUUGGAGCUGCCUCUGGAGGACCAACGGAUGGAGUACCACGUCCAGACCAUCUUCAUGCAGCCCGCCCAGAUCGAGGGCGAUGUCCUUCCUCCCGAGGUUGGAAACGCCAUCGAGGCUCUCUGGAAAGACCGUGGUGUCCAAGAGUGCUUCAAGCGCUCGAGAGAGUACCAGCUGAACGAUUCUGCCAGAUACUACUUCGAUAACAUUGCUCGCAUCGCCGCGCCCGACUACAUGCCCAACGACCAGGAUGUCCUGCGGUCUCGUGUCAAGACGACCGGUAUUACCGAGACGACUUUCAUCAUCGGUGAUCUCACCUACCGGAUGUUCGACGUCGGUGGUCAACGAUCUGAGCGUAAGAAGUGGAUUCACUGCUUCGAGAACGUCACUACAAUCCUGUUCCUUGUCGCUAUCUCCGAGUACGAUCAGCUGUUGUUCGAAGACGAGACCGUCAACCGUAUGCAGGAAGCUCUGACCCUGUUCGACUCGAUCUGCAACUCCAGGUGGUUCAUCAAGACCUCAAUAAUCCUGUUCCUGAACAAGAUCGAUCGAUUCAAGGAGAAGCUUCCUGUCAGCCCGAUGAAGAACUACUUCCCCGACUAUGAGGGCGGUGAUGACUACGCAGCGGCUUGCGACUACAUCCUGAACCGAUUCGUCAGCCUCAACCAACACGAGACCAAGCAAAUCUACACACAUUUCACAUGUGCAACAGAUACAACACAGAUCCGAUUCGUCAUGGCGGCCGUCAACGACAUCAUCAUCCAGGAGAACCUGCGUCUCUGCGGUCUGAUCUAG